Messenger RNA from Sitodiplosis mosellana (orange wheat blossom midge), 700 nucleotides. Its product is annotated as GATOR complex protein Iml1-like. NCBI's taxonomy places the organism in Eukaryota, Metazoa, Arthropoda, Insecta, Diptera, Cecidomyiidae. The record is from RefSeq and is a predicted model, not a curated record. Gene Ontology annotation, molecular function: GTPase activator activity. Gene Ontology annotation, biological process: positive regulation of autophagy; negative regulation of TORC1 signaling; cellular response to amino acid starvation. Gene Ontology annotation, cellular component: lysosomal membrane; GATOR1 complex.
UUUGCGCACGAGAUUUACAUUAAUUCGACAAUAAUUUGAUUUAAUUUCCCAAAAAAGCUCUUUAUAAUUUCGAUGAAUUCGAAAUUCUUGGUUUUUCAACAUUUGACAUUUCCACCUGUCAACCGGUUGAUCACACAUGUAAACAUGUCAAUUGUAUUGAUGCUCUCUGUUGUGGAAAACAAAUUGCGAAAUAGAUUUUUAUUUGUAUAAAAAACCAGAGCACGGAAAUGAAUUGCAUUUCAAAAGCAUCCAUGUCGUGCAAUCAACUCUAGGCUCAUAUUAAUUGUUGUUCAACUCAUUUACGCAGUAAAUUUAAAUCGAUUCUUCGAUGAAUCAAUAGAAUUUAAAAAAAAAUGCCAACAGCUGUAAUAUGUGGCUAAGAGAGAAAGAGCUUACUUUUUUUCUAUCUUAUUUUGAAUAAAUGUUGUUCAUAGUAGCGUAGUUUUUGUAGAAUGUCAUGACACCGAUUAAAUUAUUUAAAUGCAAUACCAUUCAAAUUGAAUUGAUGUGAUAAGAUGUCAACAAUGAAAUUGUACAAAUUAAUCACGCAUCAAAAAAACUUCAGUGUUGAAGACUUAAUUUUGAAUUCAAAAGAACUUCCCGAUGCUAAAAUCGGCGAUGUCGUCGAAAUUUUCCUACCAGAAGACGAUGGCGUUCGAUUGCUACUGCAAAUCACGAAUCUUAAUGAGGAUAAAAGCAA